AUGGAGAAUCUCGACAGCCUCAAGGCGACGGAGCUGAGGCUUGCGCUGCCGGGAACCGAGGAAGGUGCUCCGCCGGCCUCCGGCAGGGCCUGCAAGAGAAUGUCGCCGGAGGCCGGCGAUGGCGGAGGUGGCGCCGCCGCGCAGCCGUCGAAGUAAGUUUUCCUCCCGGUAUCUCCAUUUCCGGCGGAGUUUUCUCCAGAUCCGGCGAAGAUUUAUCCAGAUCUGGAGAAAUUUCGGCCGCGGGAGGGGCCGUGGUUUUUGCACCAUCUGAUUAGGGCAAAGUCUCUCCGCAGGGCGCAGGUGGUGGGAUGGCCGCCGAUCCGAUCCUACAGGAAGAGCUACCUCGAGGAGAAGAAGAAUGCGGAAACCUUCGUGAAGGUCAGCAUGGACGGGGCUCCGUACCUGAGGAAGAUCGACCUCGGCGUGCACAGAGGGUACAAGGAGCUCCGUGAGAGCUUGGUCGGCAUGUUCAAGUGCUUCUCCUUGGGGUUCUCUAGCACGGAAGGAGGAUGCAGCUCGGAAUAUGCCAUCGCGUACGAGGACAAGGAUGGGGACUGGAUGCUGGCCGGGGACGUCCCUUGGGAGUAAGUUUCCCAGACCAACAUUCUAGAUUGAAUCCGCUCUCCCUUGCAUUUCUAGGCGACCAAUUCUUCAUGAAAUACGGCAAAAUCCCUUCAUCUUCUUCACCGCCCAAAUCCUAAUUCCAUCUAAGGUGUUCUCAUGAAACACUACCAAAAUCUCUCUCUCUCGCUCGCUUGCUCACUCUGCUCCCUCCAAACCAUGAUUCACAUCCGGGAAACCAGUUAUUUCCAUCGAAUCCCUUCAAUCCAGGCCGGAGACUCAAGUUUUGCUCGCAAUUUGUCGCAGGAUGUUCGCUUCAUCAUGCAAAAAGUUGAGGAUAAUGAAGUGGGCCGAGGCGCGAGGGCUGGGCUCCAGCUCUUGA
Molecule: messenger RNA, 943 nt
Organism: Spirodela intermedia
Lineage: Eukaryota; Viridiplantae; Streptophyta; Magnoliopsida; Alismatales; Araceae
Source: the annotation of a GenBank genome assembly